Phycomyces blakesleeanus NRRL 1555(-) is the source of this 312-nucleotide messenger RNA. RefSeq lists its product as hypothetical. The transcript has 3 exons. Lineage: Eukaryota; Fungi; Mucoromycota; Mucoromycetes; Mucorales; Phycomycetaceae. The coding region runs from base 1 to 312 and encodes 103 amino acids. The record is from RefSeq and is a predicted model, not a curated record.
AUGUUUACAUCUACAUCUAAUCAUAUGAGAUCAAUUUCCAUGUCAAACCAUGGGAAUAAAAUACGUCAUAGAGUGUGGGCAUAUUUUUUCCCUCUCUUUCCUGUAUUCAUACCUAUGGUGAGUACUGUACUAUUGCCAGCAUACAUAGAGUCCAUUCAAACCACAAAGAUAGCUAUAAAGAACGACCAAAAUAUGUCCCGUUUUACGUUUAAACCAUCUACUGACUGUUCAUCUAGUAGAUGUUUAUACUCUACUUUGUUCACGGUUUCCAGCAUUCCCAAGACCAAUGAUGACAUAAAAACUUCCGCCUAA